This is a messenger RNA of Arabidopsis thaliana (thale cress), 2529 nucleotides long. RefSeq names its product Ulp1 protease family protein. The transcript has 7 exons. Lineage: Eukaryota; Viridiplantae; Streptophyta; Magnoliopsida; Brassicales; Brassicaceae. The record is from RefSeq and is marked reviewed. Bases 913 to 1746 code for a protein of 277 amino acids.
GCCGCAUUAGGCUUUGCAUGUCUCUUCUUCACCGAUUUUUGAUCGAAACUCCAGCAAACCUGUAAUUGAAUUCGCCGUUUUAGAAGGCAGCUUUCCGAGUAGUAAUCAUCUCUUCUCCGGUGGUGGCGUUGCUGCUUCUUCUCACUCAAUCGAGGGAUACUUCUUCUCCGGUGGUGACUGCGUUGUGGGUUUCGGAUACACAAACGGCUGUGAGGAGUUUGCCUCUUUUCCAGUUUCACCUGCGGAGGUGGACAGCGGUGGGCGUUCAUGUCCGACGGUUUAGGGUUCUUCCCAUUCAUCGUUAAUAACUGUUGGGUUCUUUUUUUAAUUGGAUUCGAUAUAGGUCUGACGGUUUCUCUCCUCUGGUGGUGGCAGUUUCUCUUCUCAACAUUCGUUAUAGAAUUUGUUAUCAGUUGCAGAUCUUUUUUCUAAUCGCCGGCGUCACUGGUCAUAACUCCGAUCUUUUUUCUCAUUUGCAUUGGUGGAUUUAGAGUUCAUUACUCUAGUCUCUAGAAUGGCGUCUUCUAGUCAUACCCGCAGUUAUCCGCUUCGCUUGUAUCAAGAAGGAAUAUCACCGUUGCAAAAAAGGAGUAUGGCCCACAGCUGCUAUGUUUCUCAAAUUGGGAAGAUCAAAGAUGGAUUAGGUGCAGAUGUGUGGGAUGAGUUGAAGAAAACUUCACUUGGUCUUUUUAUAAAGUUUACUGAAAGUGGAUUUGUAUGGGUUGCCCAGACAGUUCAUUUCUUCCUCACGAAUCAGUUGCGAGUCGACAACAUGCAUGAGAUGUGGUGUUUGUUGAUCGCAGGCCAAUAAGAUUUUCGCUCUACGAGUUUGAGAACAUAACGGGCCUCAAUUGCGAUAUGUUUGACGAGUCUGACACUGGUGAAACUGAUUACAUAGUUUUCUGGAAUUAAAUGGGGGUAGCAACGUCUGUUGGUCCAUUGUUUACAGAGUUGGAACGUGUAUUUGAGAUUAGCAAGACAUGGAGUUUGGAGAAGAGGAUGAUGGUUGGUAGAUUAUGUUUACUAUCUGUUGGAGUACAUGGGAUUCAUCACGGUUCUAGAGUCCCGUUGUCGAGUGCUAAAAGAGUGCUUGAUCCUGUUGCUUUUGAGAAGUAUCCUUGGGGUCGAGUGGCUUUUGACUCUCUAUUAAGGUCUGUGAAGAUUGUCAAGUGUGACGGAGAUUCUUAUGUAAUUCACGGUUGUGUUCAGGCCUUGCUUGUGUGGAUAUAUGAGAGUGUGCCUGGAAUUGGAGAAGCUUGUGGGUUUGGAAAAACAACACUGACGUGUGUUCCGCUACUUGAUUGGAGAUCUUCUAGAAAACGUUUCAACUUUACCGCUUUCAUUGAAAAGGAGAAGGCUGCCCACAGACAGGUGCGUGUGAGGCAUAUGAUCCCUGUAUCCGAAGAAAACAUGUACCCUAAAUGGAGUGACUCAGCAGAGAAUCAGGAUAUGGCGCUUGACAACUUGCUUAAAGACAUCAUCCACAACCGUUUACAGCCUCAUGCGUUGACACAUGUGGCAGCACGACGUAAGAGGAAACAGAAUCAGGGAUCAUCAAAUGAGGAUGGUGAGAGUAAACUGAUGGAGUCAACGCCUGCAGAUGAUGUUAUAGCAGAAGUAUCUCAUAAGAAGCAAAGAACAGGGAAAGCUCAUGUUUUUACCAUUUCCGAUUUUUUCAUAUACAUAGGUCUAUAUGUUGACAGUGAAUUAACUAACAUUGUUAUAUGCUUCAUUAUAGGUCAAUGAAGAGGAGAAGACAAGCUUGCUGGAUAUUUGGAAUAUGUUAGAGAAAAUGAAUGUCACAGUUAGUGACAUUGACAAGAAUGCAAGCAGCAGAUUGGAUGGGUUGCAGAAGAAAGUUACUUGCUUAGAAGCGAGUGUAAAAACAAGGUUUGAAGCUGUGGAGACUGAUAUGAGAGUUCUUAAAGAGUGUCAGCCCCCUGUAGUAUCCAAUGAAGCUGCCACAUCAAACAACAAUGAUGAAUAUGAGGCAAAUAGUAACCAACCUUCUUGGGUAGUAGAGGAGAAGCCAGGUUCUGUUGAUGGGUUGCCUAUUCAAAGAGUGGUUAAGAAGGCUGUUAAUUCAGUGAAGAACAAGGAAGCUGGUACAAAGGUCCUUACUAAGAAGAAAGUUGCAAAAUCUGAUAAGAAGAAGAUAAUUGUCAAUGUAGAGAAGGUAGGAAAACCAAAACCUGAAAUGAAGAAGACAGUUGUGAAGGUAGAGAAGGUAGAUAGUUCAAAACCUGAGAAGAAGAAGUCUGGUGCAGCUCCAACAACAAAGACGUUUGAUGAUGAUGUUGUGGAUGUCACUGACAAGGUUAAUGCAGACAAUCUGAAAAUGGCAUCAAGUUUUGAAGAAACAUUCUCCAAUCCUCUAGAUCAGAUGGCUAAUAAGGCAACGGCUGAUGCAUUGAGAGCACUUCAAGAAGGACUAGAUAAUCUGGACUGUGUUCCUUGACUCAUAAUUGAAUAUUUAAUGCAUUAAAUUCAAAUAUGGUAAUAUUUCGGAAACAUCUGCCGGCUAAUAAA